AAAACGUUCCCAUCUUUCUUUUCACAGCGAAAUUUCAGGGGGAAAAUGGCUACUUCCAUGGCUGCGCUGUCAAGAAGGCUCAGUCGCUCGUUGCUAUCUAACCCUAAAACCUCUCAUCAUUGCCAUAAACCCUUUUGCACCACCAUCCACCAAACUUCCCAGCAGACCUCUGAAGCGGAAGACUCUGAUGCCUCCAGCUCGGACUCUGAUUCGGCCAUCCCUCACUCUUCUUCAUCCAAUAACUCGAAUCAGCGACGCUCUCUCUAUGAUCGGCCUCUUGAGGGAGGAUUAGAUGCAGGAAUUUAUAAGGCCAUAUUGGUUGGGCAGGUAGGACAGAAACCUGUGCAGAAGACAUUGAAGAAUGGGAUGAGAUUGACAAUGUUUGCAGUUGGAACAGGUGGGAUUCGAAAUAAUCGAAGGCCAUUUGAUAAUGAAAACCCGAAUGAGUAUGCAAAUCGUUGCGCUGUUCAGUGGCAUCGGGUUUGUAUUUAUCCCGAGAGGUUGGGUUCGAUUGCCAUGAAGAAUGCUCUGCCUGGCUCAAUUCUAUAUAUGGAGGGGAAUCUCGAGACCAAAAUUUUUACUGACCCGAUAACUGGUCUUGUACGCCGCAUAAGAGAGAUUGCCAUUCGUCAAAAUGGUCGUAUUGUAUUUUUGGGAAAAGAAGGCAAUGCCCAGCAACCAACACAGGCUGAAUUAAAAGGCGUAGGUCAGUACUAGUAGCCUCUUUUCUUUUUUCUUUUAGUGUUGUUGAAGAUUUAAGGGUGAAAUAUACAAAUUUUAGAAUUGUAAUUGAUAUCAUGAUUUUUCAAAAUGGUUUAGAUGGUGGGGAAAUUCUGUAUUUACAGUUUUCUUAUGCAAAUUGGUUAUUUUGCUUGCCCACCUUAAUAUUUUGCCAGUAUUUUGAGGGUAUGAUUUGUGACAAAAAUUUUGUUUAAGGGUUGAUCUAGAAAUUUUGACUAGUGGUAACAUUGGAUAAUAAAAUAUAAUGUAAAUUGUUGCAUUGUACUAAUAUAAAUAAAUUUUAAAUUCAAAGUAGAA
Molecule: messenger RNA, 1038 nt
Organism: Ziziphus jujuba (common jujube)
Lineage: Eukaryota; Viridiplantae; Streptophyta; Magnoliopsida; Rosales; Rhamnaceae
Product: single-stranded DNA-binding protein, mitochondrial
Exons: 4
Coding region: 46-717 (223 amino acids)
Biological process (GO): mitochondrial DNA replication; positive regulation of helicase activity
Cellular component (GO): mitochondrial nucleoid
Molecular function (GO): single-stranded DNA binding
Source: RefSeq, a predicted model, not a curated record